Alternaria atra is the source of this 231-nucleotide messenger RNA. RefSeq lists its product as uncharacterized. Bases 1 to 231 code for a protein of 76 amino acids. The transcript has 2 exons. The record is from RefSeq and is a predicted model, not a curated record. Lineage: Eukaryota; Fungi; Ascomycota; Dothideomycetes; Pleosporales; Pleosporaceae.
AUGUCGACCACACACCUCACAGUCCACGACCUUCUUCGCAUAACAUACGCCUAUGAAAUGCGUGCCCUCGAAGCACAAGCACGUAUGCAGACAAGAUCGCGCUCGGAUUCAGCUUGCUCGAUGCCAGAAGUAUGUGCACACUUCUCACCACCCACACCAUCCUCACCAGAACACGCAAUCCUCGAAACCGACUUCACCGAACUCUACUGUCGGAAGAGUCGUCGCGCUUGA